AUGGCCCAGGUCAUGGAGCUUUACCACACGAUGGAAAGCGCUUGCUUUGAUAUCAUUGGUGGCUCUCUAGAUGCUAUCACACCUAUUGACAUUUCCAGCCACGAUGGCAUUGAUGCAAUGGAGGAAGCUGCAAUUCACAUCAUUGACUUUUACAGGGGGCAGGCCAUCAGUUGUGCCAACGUCACUUAUGGAAGGGCUGAGUGGGAGGAGCUCAUGUCAGAGAUCACACGGUUGGCCGGCUAUGCCCAAGAUGUCUCCAGUGAUUUCAUUCGGUUCGAAUCGAUGGGCGUGGCAUACUCGCUGAACAGCACCAUGACUCUCUUGGAUAAUUCAUUUGGCCAUUUGGUGAUGGGAUAUCCAGGAGUCCCUCAUGUACCAGUGCAGCAAAAACAAGCAUAUUUGGAUCGAGUUCUCAACCGCUUGCAGCCAGCA
Durusdinium trenchii is the source of this 432-nucleotide messenger RNA. The record is from the annotation of a GenBank genome assembly. NCBI's taxonomy places the organism in Eukaryota, Dinophyceae, Suessiales, Symbiodiniaceae.